AUGUCGGCGAUUAUAUCACAAAUAUGUUGUGACAUGUAUGUUAAAAUUGAAACGGAGAGAUUAACAUUCAUCAGGUUGAAUCAAACCAAACUCCGAUCUGAAGAGUAUAUUCACCUUCGAGAUGCGAUUAAUACUGAUGGAAAUGCACAGAAUGUCGGUCGGAUGACUAUUCUUCCAGCAACAUACAUCGGAAGCCCUCGGCAUAUGCACGAAUAUGCUCAAGAUGCCAUGUCGUAUGUUCGUCAUUAUGGUACAGCAGAUUUGUUCAUCACAUUUACAUGCAAUCCGCAAUGGAUAGAAAUCAAUCAGGAGUUAUUCUCUGGGCAAUCACCCAUUGAUCGUCAUGAUAUUACAGCCAGAGUCUUUAGACAAAAGUUGAAAUCUUUAAUGGAUUUCAUCGUAAAACAUAAUGUGUUUGGUGAGACACGCUGCUGGAUGUAUUCUGUGGAGUGGCAGAAACGAGGAUUGCCACAUGCACACAUUUUGAUUUGGUUGGUUGAAAAUAUAAGGCCAAAUGAAGUUGAUGCAGUGAUAUCAGCUGAAAUCCCUAAUGUACAAGUAGAUCCUGGAUUGCAUGAGGUGUUAUCAAAAAACAUGAUACAUGGUCCCUGUGGAACUCUUAAUCAAAAUUCACCGUGUAUGAUGGAUGGUAAAUGUUCAAAACGAUAUCCACGGACAUUAAUAUCAGAAACAAUUACUGGUAAUGACGGUUAUCCAUUGUAUCGUCGCAGAUCGACAGCAGACAAUGGAAAAUCAACAAUUGUCAAAUUAAAUCAACAAGAUAUUGAAAUAGAUAAUCGUUGGAUUGUUCCAUAUUCACCCAUUUUAUCAAAGACAUUCAAAGCACACAUCAACGUUGAAUCUUGCCAUUCAGUGAAAUCUAUUAAAUACAUUUGCAAAUAUGUAACCAAAGGGAGUGAUAUGGCUGUGAUUGGAAUUGGUGCAGAGAAUCCCAAUGAUGAAGUUACCCAAUACCAAAUGGGCCGCUAUCUUCCAAUUAUAAGAUAA
Molecule: messenger RNA, 1008 nt
Organism: Aphis gossypii (cotton aphid)
Lineage: Eukaryota; Metazoa; Arthropoda; Insecta; Hemiptera; Aphididae
Exons: 2
Coding region: 1-1008 (335 amino acids)
Source: RefSeq, a predicted model, not a curated record